CCUGUGCUUCGUCUUCCGCUUUCGCAAGUUUAUUGAGAUGAGAUUUCUUUUCCUUACCGACCACUCGACUGUUCGAGCUACCAGAUAACGGGCCGAGUUGAGAGGAGCCCUGGGACCGGAGAACUCCACUCUCAGGGGUGUCGUUCACAUGGCCGAUUUGUUGCUGCCCGUCAUCGUGGUUCUUACGACGACGAAAUCCUUUCUGGCGGUAGAUGCCGUGUUUUUCAAUCGGCGAGGUUCGAGCAAUCUUGCUCGCGGUGCUCGUAGCAUUUUCUCACACGCGGCGUCCGAGCCAUCGACAAGGUCUACCCCAGUUGCCUCACGGCAAUAUAGGCCGCCUUAG
This is a messenger RNA of Ectocarpus sp. CCAP 1310/34, 343 nucleotides long. The record is from the annotation of a GenBank genome assembly. NCBI's taxonomy places the organism in Eukaryota, Phaeophyceae, Ectocarpales, Ectocarpaceae.